Molecule: messenger RNA, 1477 nt
Organism: Gossypium raimondii (Peruvian cotton)
Lineage: Eukaryota; Viridiplantae; Streptophyta; Magnoliopsida; Malvales; Malvaceae
Product: glyceraldehyde-3-phosphate dehydrogenase A, chloroplastic
Exons: 5
Coding region: 128-1339 (403 amino acids)
Biological process (GO): glucose metabolic process
Cellular component (GO): apoplast; chloroplast
Molecular function (GO): NAD binding; glyceraldehyde-3-phosphate dehydrogenase (NAD+) (phosphorylating) activity; NADP binding
Source: RefSeq, a predicted model, not a curated record
CUCACCCUCUCGUUUCAGUCAUCCACCAAUUACUUACCGCUCACUUAUGCACUUGUACUUAAUCAAAACUAAAACCUGUGUGCCUCUGCUACGCACCACUUCUUAAGCAGCUUCCUCUACGAUCAUAAUGGUGUCGGUUACUGUUUCUGUAGCCAAACCAACCCUUCAGGCAAAUGCAAAGGGUUUUGCGGAAUUCUCAGGUCUGCGCAACUCAGCUAGCCUUACCUUUGCCAGGAAAACGUCGGAUGACUUUCAAUCAGUCAUUGCUUUCCAGACUUCUGCUUUGGGAAUCAAUAAUGGUGGAUACCGGAAAGGCGUGGUAGAGGCAAAGCUAAAGGUCGCUAUUAAUGGGUUUGGUAGGAUUGGCAGGAACUUCUUAAGGUGCUGGCACGGCCGUAAGGACUCCCCACUUGAUGUCAUUGCAAUCAAUGACACUGGUGGUGUUAAGCAGGCUUCUCACCUUCUCAAGUAUGACUCUACCCUUGGGAUAUUUGAAGCCGAUGUUAAGCCUGUUGGUGAUAACGCCAUAUCUGUUGAUGGCAAGGUCAUCAAGGUCGUUUCUGACCGCAACCCUGUCAACCUCCCAUGGAAAGACUUAGGGAUAGACCUGGUGAUCGAAGGAACUGGUGUGUUCGUCGAUAGAGAUGGUGCAGGAAAGCACAUCCAAGCAGGAGCGAAGAAAGUGCUCAUAACUGCCCCAGGAAAGGGUGAUAUCCCGACCUAUGUUGUCGGAGUUAAUGCUGACAUAUACAACCCAGAUGAGCCCAUAAUCAGUAAUGCUUCUUGCACCACCAAUUGCCUUGCUCCCUUUGUCAAGGUUCUGGACCAGAAAUUUGGUAUAAUCAAGGGCACAAUGACUACAACUCAUUCAUAUACUGGUGACCAACGAUUACUCGAUGCUAGCCACCGCGACCUCAGGCGUGCUAGAGCUGCAGCUCUCAACAUUGUUCCGACUUCAACUGGUGCAGCGAAGGCUGUGGCCCUUGUACUCCCUACUCUCAAAGGCAAACUAAAUGGCAUUGCCUUGCGUGUACCAACACCAAAUGUCUCGGUCGUUGACUUAGUUGUCCAGGUCUCAAAGAAGACCUUCGCUGAAGAGGUGAAUGCUGCUUUCAGAGAAAGUGCAGAGAAGGAGCUUAAGGGUAUCCUUUCUGUAUGCGAUGAACCCCUUGUCUCAGUUGAUUUCAGGUGCUCUGAUGUGUCCUCCACCGUUGAUGCAUCACUCACCAUGGUAAUGGGAGACGACAUGGUUAAGGUGAUUGCUUGGUACGACAAUGAGUGGGGUUACUCUCAAAGAGUUGUAGACUUGGCUGACAUUGUUGCCAACAACUGGAAGUGAUUCGAAAUACUUGUCUGCAGUGUGAUAUGGUUAAUUUUUGCUCACCUCAUUUCUUUUCGGCUUUCAUCAAGAAUGUAUAAUUUUAACGUGGACUGUAUGCAAUAAAAAUCGUGCUUGCACUUUGAUGGCCUUCCUCCA